AUGUGCAUAGUCGCAAGGCAAGCCAAUGCUCAGGCAGCAAAGGUUGAUAUCAAUUUCACCCUUCAGCAAUAUCUCGCUGGUAGCUCAAAGCCUUCUAAACUUGCCAUUCUGUCAUCACAAGUUAUGUUUGCUACUGUGGACCAGGCCACUACUGCGUUUGAACAAUUGGCUUUGAAGGCAAAAGGCUUAUAUGAGAGUACUCUGACACUUUCAGGGCUUUUGGAGGCAUCUCUUGAUCUCAUGUUUGACUGGAUAAAAUAUUGCAUGGUACUCAAUAACACUGUUGUCAAUUUGGUCGAGGAACAUAAGUAUCUAGUGGAGGCAACUAUGGACAGUCUCUAUGGAUGCAUUGGCAAAGACCCCAAGAAUCACUCUUUGAGUGUUCCUGUAUGUUCCCGACAAGCAAGCUCUCAUCAGAAGCGAAAAAGAUCUCUUACAGCAUUGCCUGAAUGUCCACAACCUGCUAAGCACUAUCAAAGCUUAUACUGGUCCAGAAGGUCUGCUACUGCACCUGUGCUCAAGUAUGAAACCUUUGAAAUGAAGCAGGCAGUGUGCUCUGAUUAUCUUGGCCAGGGACUGACAAAGUUUGUGUCUCAGGGUUGUUAUAGAGGUACUGACUGUGCUAUCCUCCAAUACAAACACAUUCAUUUGAGUAAGACUGACAAUACAACAGAUUUGCAGGGCAAAUUUGAAACUCUUUAUCUGGUUUCUACUGACGAGCAGGGGACAAUGAUGUCCAUAAUCUUCCUAGCUGCACAGUCUCACAUUUCUGGAGAGUCGGGGAAUUGCCCACCUCCUCGGCGUGGGACACAUUCCACCACCACCUUGCCUCCAAGUCAUUACCAUAAUACUGCAGAUAUGCCCAUGGUGAUGCAAACGGCACAUGCAAGUCCCGAUAUUUCAGUUACAGCUGUGUUGCUUUGCCAACCUGACACAGAGAGCCGCUUGGGCGAAAAAUGGGCACAUGGCACACAGGUUCUGCAUGUUAAUAUUAUUGAGGAGUCUGAAGCUUCAGACACUGACUCUAUCACGGAUACCGAAGAUAGCCAAACCAACGGGAAUUUCUAUGUGGUACGGCUAGGCCGUCGCCCGGGUGUAUACAGCAUGUGGAUAGAAGCUGUCCAGCAAAUUGAUGACGUCCCAGGAGCCAUGUCUAAAUACCAGACUAAGCGCGAGGCAAUAGCAGAUUAUAGGGGCUUUAAAUACGGCAGAGGCCUCCAUGAUCCAUCUGUUGCACUGAUGAGGAAACACGAGUAG
Suillus discolor is the source of this 1257-nucleotide messenger RNA. RefSeq lists its product as uncharacterized. The transcript is spliced from 10 exons. NCBI's taxonomy places the organism in Eukaryota, Fungi, Basidiomycota, Agaricomycetes, Boletales, Suillaceae. The record is from RefSeq and is a predicted model, not a curated record. The coding region runs from base 1 to 1257 and encodes 418 amino acids.